This is a messenger RNA of Plasmodium coatneyi, 1902 nucleotides long. RefSeq lists its product as uncharacterized. NCBI's taxonomy places the organism in Eukaryota, Apicomplexa, Aconoidasida, Haemosporida, Plasmodiidae. The record is from RefSeq and is a predicted model, not a curated record. Bases 1 to 1902 code for a protein of 633 amino acids. The transcript has 2 exons.
AUGGAUGAACAAAACAAGUAUGAACAAACGGAAGACAGAACGCACAAGAAAAAUGCCAAGGAGGAACGACUCACCACCUACCACUAUGACAGUCACCGUUCUAGGAAAAGCUACUCCAUCAGGAUAAGCAACGAAGCCAGCUCCAGCGAGGCACCUUUUUGCGAAGGUUAUUCCGCACUGAGAGGCGACAGUGGGGGGAGCGCAAACUCCGGAACGUCUACAAACGGACACAGCAAGGGGAGACGCACACAUUCGAUCCGUCCUGAUAACUGCACCAUGAGCAGUCGGGAAGAUGCUCCAAACCAUCGCAUAUUUGUUCUCAGAGGAUCGAGCUGUGUCAACCCCCCAAGUGACAUACGCGUAGCUGCAAAGAGAUGGCUCCUUCGCGAUUGUUGCAGAGAAGGAUACUCAUCAUGUGAGGUACCAAUUCGGAACACGCACGACGGGGCACACCACCUCGAGCUGUCCAUACAUCCAAAGGAACGAAAGGGGAAGAGAAAAAAAAUUCAAAGGAGGUAUACCUCCCACCCGAACGGAAUUGGAAGACUCCAUGAAGUUACUCCUGUUAGAAAAUUCCCACGAAGUCUAUUUGUUCAUAAAGACGAAUCUGUUAAAAUGAAGAGGAGAGAAGAACCCACACAGUGGGACCAACCCCAUUUAGGUGAAAACGCCAAGGUAAAAUGUGAAACACGGGUUGGGCUAGCCAAACUGGGAAAGUUGUACGAAUGGAGAGACGACUACCAUGUGCGUAGCAGUACGCUCCAUGCUACAUUCCACAGGGAUGACCACCCCCCUAAGACGGGAAAAGCCACCAAACAGAAGCACAAGUCAAACACGGUUACAUCUAUGAGAAGAUACACAUUCGAAGGGGAGGAAGAUGAGAAGGACCCUCCCCACAUGAACAACAACCCCUCUGGGCGUAAACUCUUCCAAGUCAAAUUCCUAUGCCAAGCAAAGGGCUACGACCUGAAAAAAAUAAGUCUAGUGUUUAAAGCUAAAAGGAUAAGGUACGUCUUCCACGACAGUAACAACAUCCUGUGUGCAUUCUUAACGCCAGAAAAAAGUACCAAACUUUUCUACAACCAGGAGGACAUAGCUAACAUGCACAGCUUCCAUUUUAGGAGAGACGUCACCCCUUCGGACGCCGAAUAUAUCGUAUUCAUCUUUUUCAAUGGAUCUGUUGUCAUAUGGGACAACUUCCCGAACGGUUACAGAAACGACGUGCUCAUAAAUAAGGUUAUCGUUUUUUUGAAUUCCUACUCGGAUGAGCUGCUGCCCGUGCAUGUGGUGCAGGAGGACACCAUGUAUUACCAUGAGUCGGGGGGAGAGGAAGAAAAAAGACGUUCAACCACGUCUACACCAUCGGAGGGGUUCUUCUCCUCGUCCGGUUUAGGUACUCCCCUAAUCAACGGGGGAGUCAUCCACCUGCACAGCGGUUCUCUCGAACAGAAGCUCAUCGUGUCGUUCGCCCUUUCGCAAUCCAUUCGCCUGGACGUGCACGAAAUGCUCAUGGACACCACCAUCAACAAGCUCUUCCUCAUAUCGAAGCAGAUUGCCAGUCGGGGCACCUGCACCAUUUCCAAACAGGAAGUCUCAAAAAUGCUUGACGUUUAUUCUAGUAUAAUUAACGUGAACGCUGUGCAGGACUUCCUCGAUGUUCCAGAGUACUUUUGGCAUAAGGUGCAGUACGAGCAGGCGUGGUUCGAGAUAUACACAUACCUGGAAAUCCCAGAGCGGAUCAAAAUCCUGAACAAGCGCUACAACUACUACAAGGACUUCCUUAAGGUGAUCAAGACGGAGGUUUACAACGACAAGACGUUCCACACGUACAGGGUCAUCGUUCUGCUGCUCUUCAUACACGUAUGCGCACUGAUUCUGAACGAUUUGUUUUUCGCCCAGUGA